Haemonchus placei is the source of this 399-nucleotide messenger RNA. Lineage: Eukaryota; Metazoa; Nematoda; Chromadorea; Rhabditida; Trichostrongylidae. The record is from the annotation of a GenBank genome assembly.
AUGUGGGGUGUCGGAUGCAUUCUGUUCGAAAUGGUUGCUGGUCGUGCGUUAUUCCCUGGUUCAACAACUGACGAACAGCUUGGCCUGAUCUUUCGGACUCUUGGAUCACCAAGAAGCGAUCGCCAUGCGACUAUCUGCGCUCGUCCCGCGUAUGCUCCCUUUGCGCAAAAGGUCUAUCAUCCAGAGCCACUGAUCCGGCAAAUACCACGAAUGGAAGCGCAAGGCUACGAUCUAUUGUUGAAAUUCUUGCAGUAUGAAGGUCGAGACAGAAUAUCAGCUCAGGACGCCAUGCACCACAACUUUCUCAAAGUCCUCCCGCAGAAGGUAAACCUUCACUCCGAAAAGAUUCACUCCUCAGGCACCUUAAGGGCACAGUCCCACGAUGAAAAUUGUUUCUGA